UCAGUGUCGCCCCUCCACACACACACAGACACACACCAGCCUCCUGUCUCUGCGCUCAGGACGUCCCAGAGAGGGUCCAACGUUCUGUGCUGGAUCUUUAAUCUCUUUUCCUCCUCAGCCUCAUCCAGCCUCCCCCCCCGAAGACAACAUGACGGACGCAGCCACCAACAUGCGGCUGAAGCUGCCGAUCACCUGCCUCAUCCUGGAGAUCAUCCUCAUCAUCCUCUUCGGGACGCUGGUGCAGUACAACUACGAGACGGACGCAGCAGAGUGGCACAACCAGACGGAGCACUCUGACUACGAGAACGACUUCUACUACCGCUACGCAAGUUUCCAGGAUGUGCACGUGAUGAUCUUCAUCGGCUUCGGCUUCCUCAUGACCUUCUUGCAGAGAUAUGGCUUCAGCAGCGUGGGCUUCAACUUCCUGAUUGCGGCCUUCGCCCUGCAGUGGGCGACGCUCAUGCAGGGCUUCUUCCACGGCUUCCACGGAGGCAAGAUCCACAUCGGGGUGGAGAGCAUGAUCAACGCUGAUUUCUGCACCGGCGCUGUGCUCAUCUCGUUCGGAGCCGUGUUGGGUAAAACCAGCCCGGUGCAGCUGCUGAUCAUGGCCAUGUUCGAGGUCACGCUGUUCGCCGUCAACGAGUACGUGGUGCUGUCGGUUCUCGGGGCCAAAGACGCCGGAGGCUCCAUGACCAUCCACACGUUUGGAGCGUACUUCGGCCUGAUGGUGACCCGGGUCCUGUACCGGCCCAACCUGGACAAGAGCAAACACAGGAACAGCUCGGUCUACCACUCCGACCUGUUCGCCAUGAUCGGAACCCUGUACCUGUGGAUGUUCUGGCCCAGCUUCAACUCGGCCGUCACGGCUCACGGAGACGACCAGCACCGCACGGCCAUGAACACCUACUACUCCCUGGCAGCCUGCACCCUGUCCUCCUACUCCAUAUCGGCCCUCACGGCGCACGACGGCAAGCUGGACAUGGUCCACAUCCAGAACGCCGCCCUGGCCGGUGGAGUGGCAGCAGGAACAGCCGGUGAAAUGAUGCUGACGCCUUUCGGCUCCAUGAUCGUGGGCUUCCUGGCCGGUACCAUCUCCGUCCUGGGCUACAAGUACCUCUCACCCAUCCUGGAGGAUAAACUCAAGAUCCAAGACACCUGCGGCAUAAACAACCUGCACGGCAUGCCCGGCAUCCUGGGCGCCAUCGUGGGAGCCGUCACCGCCGCGGCCGCGACCAUGGAGAUUUAUGGAGCAGGCAUGAAGGACGUCUUCCCCCUUGUGGCCGAUGGAACAUUCACGGCGUCGGAUCAGGCCAUCCGUCAGGCCAUCUCUCUCGCGGUCACUCUGGGCAUCGCCCUGCUGGGGGGGCUCAUUGUUGGUUUCAUUUUGAAGCUCCCUCUGUUCGGCGCCCCCCCGGACUCCAUCUGCUUCGAGGACAGCAUCUACUGGGAGGUUCCUGGAGAAGAGCCGAGUCACGAGGAGCAGCUGACGGUGGUGAGGACCGAGGAGACCGUGAAGCUCAACAACUAGACACACAACCACACACAACCACACACACACAACCACACAGACACACACAGACACACACAGACAUCCACACUGUCACACAACCACACAAACACACACAGACAUCCACACUGUCACACAACCACACACACACACACAGAAACACACACACACACCUGAGGUCUUAUCAUCCUAACACUUGAGUAUUACCUCCUAUAGGCUGUUGAUACAAAUUUAAAAAAAGCCCCUUAGUGCUUAUAAAACUGUCGUGGACAGCUUCGACCACCAGAGGUCGAUCUCGAGCUGCGUUACUUUUCCACAGGCCAGUGAAACCAGUGCAACCAGUGCCAGACCCAAAAUCGAGCUUCGCAGCCAGUUCAAACCAAAGACGGAGAGCGUCUCCACUCUGUCCUUCAUUUUAAAUAGAGGCAAACCGGUGAGAGGCCAUGACUGUGUAUUAGAAACGUGUAUCUUCUCCUCAUAGUUCUGCUUUGGGACUCUGUGUUGUUAGCUGUACUGUAUAUGAGUAGUUGUGUAGUUGUAGAACUUUGUAUCUUAACAUCGUUUGUUUCUCGAACACUUUCGAUCUUCUCUGUAUUCACUGUUUCCCCCUGGAACCGAAAUGUGUGAAAACUCAACAUUGGAUAAGUUUUUCACAAAAUGAAUUCAAUAAAUAAAUGAAUAUUCAAUUUUUAA
Molecule: messenger RNA, 2200 nt
Organism: Platichthys flesus (European flounder)
Lineage: Eukaryota; Metazoa; Chordata; Actinopteri; Pleuronectiformes; Pleuronectidae
Gene: rhbg
Product: Rh family B glycoprotein
Exons: 10
Coding region: 149-1528 (459 amino acids)
Biological process (GO): ammonium transmembrane transport; ammonium homeostasis
Cellular component (GO): plasma membrane
Molecular function (GO): ammonium channel activity
Source: RefSeq, a predicted model, not a curated record